AUGGGCCUACCCAAAGUAAGAGGCUACUACCAAGCGGCUCAAAUAGCACCACUGUUGACAGCGUCGAACAACUGUAACCCAACAGCAUGGACCGAAAUAGAGAAGAACCAUGCAAAGGGACUUGCACUACCAACUCUGGCAUGGCUACCCAAAACCCACCGACCGAAAACCACAGAACUACUGCCUACUACUGCGCUAACCCUCUCAAUAUGGGACAACUAUAGAAAAAAGAUGGGAGCAACGACAACACUAGCCCCAGCAAUCCCUAUAGAAGCACUACGAUUAUUCAUCCCCGAUUUCAACUACAAGCUCUGGCAAAGACAUGGGGUGGAAACCGUGUCUCAACUACUACAGAACAACAAACUCAAGACAUUUUCAGACCUAGGAACAGAAUACACUCUGCCAUCCACAACAACCUUCUCUUAUCUCCAAAUACAGUCUUGGACGAACUCCCAACCGGCACAACCAGAAACACAGAUACCAGGCCCCCAUUGGUAUAAAAUAAUACAGAUAUGCACCAAAACCAAGCAGGCAAAGAAACUCAUAUCCUUGAUUUACACCUCCGAACAUACACAAUGCCGAAAACAACCACCCUCCUUCAAAUCAGCAUGGGAAAAGAACAUCGGACACCAGCUUACGGAAGAACAAUGGCAAGACAUCUACCAAGCCCACAAAUGA
This is a messenger RNA of Pelobates cultripes (western spadefoot toad), 678 nucleotides long. The record is from the annotation of a GenBank genome assembly. Lineage: Eukaryota; Metazoa; Chordata; Amphibia; Anura; Pelobatidae.